UAUAUGUGAUUCAGAAACAACAAACUGAACAAUGCCAAGUUUUAGUGUCACCAAACUAUCCAAACCAAUUCCUCACUAAAAACAAACUACUAUGAUGAAGGAACGUAAUCUCAAUAUUUGCAUUACAACAACACUGAGAGUGUUUAUGAUGCUGUCAUUCUUUUGUUGCACCAACGUUGCAACUACCACAACCAAUAACCUCAAUCCACUUAUCCUAAUACCAGGUAACGGAGGAAACCAACUAGAAGCAAAACUCACCACACAAUACAAACCUUCUUCCUUAAUCUGUGAUCCAUGGUACCCUCCUUUCAAGAAGAAAAAUGGAUGGUUCAGACUAUGGUUUGAUACAUCUGUCUUACUUGGUCCUUUCACUAAAUGUUUUGCUUCUCGCAUGACCCUUUACUAUGAUAAACAGCUAGAUGAUUACUUUAAUACCCCUGGAGUAGAGACACGUGUCCCUCGCUUUGGUUCUACCUAUUCUCUUCUGUAUCUUGAUCCUAGUCUUAAGGUUGUGACAGAUUAUAUGGCACCUUUAGUUGAAUCAUUAGAAUAUAUUGGUUAUAUAGAUGGUGAAAAUUUGUUUGGAGCUCCGUAUGAUUUUCGAUAUGGUUUAGCUGCACCGGGCCAUCCAUCUCGUGUAGGUUCGAAAUUUUUGAACGAUUUGAAGAAUUUGAUUGAAGAAGCAAGUAAUUCCAAUGGAGGAAAACCCGUGAUACUUGUUUCACAUAGCUUGGGAGGUUUGUUUGUGUUAGAACUUCUUAAUCGAAACCCGUCUUCUUGGCGAAAGAAAUUUGUUAAACAUUUUAUAGCUCUUUCUGCUCCAUGGGGUGGAACUGUUGAUGAAAUGUUCACUUUUGCUUCUGGGAAUUCUUUGGGGGUGCCAUUAGUAAACCCUUUGUUAGUGAGAAAUGAACAGAGAAGUUCUGAGAGUAAUCUAUGGCUUUUGCCUAAUCCUAAGAUGUUUGAUGUUGAGAAACCAUUGGUUACUACUCCGAGUAGAAACUAUUCGGCUCAUGAUAUGGUUGAUUUUCUCAAAGAUAUUGGUUAUCCUGAGGGAGUUUAUCCUUAUGAGACGCGAAUUUUGCCGUUGAUAGCGAAGAUUGAAGCACCAGAAGUGGAUAUAACUUGUAUUGUAGGGGAGGGUGUGAAGACUCCUGAGGAAUUGUUUUAUAGGAACGGUGAUUUUGAUGAACCGCCGGAGUUUUUGUAUGGUGAUGGUGAUGGAACUGUGAAUAUGGUGAGCUUGUUGGCGCUUGAAAAGUUAUGGAAAGAUGAGAAGAAUCAGUAUUUGAAAGUGAUUAAGAUUGGAUGGGUGUCUCAUACUUCAAUAUUGAAAGAUAAAGUUGCACUUGAUGAAAUAAUUGGUGAGAUUAGUAGAAUUAAUUCUGAUGUUCAACUUGGUUUGAGCAAUAUUUCUUUUGCUAUAUCUGAUGCAAAAUGAUUGCAGACAUGUAAUAUAUACAGUAUAGUACCAAUGGUAUAUGUAUUGCCUGCAAAUUAGAUUUUGUGUGGAGUUUUGAAAUUUGUAUUGGCAUUUACUUAUUGAUUGCUAUGAUGUGAAUAUAUGAAGGAAUAUUUUAACCA
This is a messenger RNA of Vicia villosa (hairy vetch), 1584 nucleotides long. RefSeq names its product lecithin-cholesterol acyltransferase-like 1. Gene Ontology annotation, biological process: lipid metabolic process. Bases 92 to 1441 code for a protein of 449 amino acids. The record is from RefSeq and is a predicted model, not a curated record. The transcript has 2 exons. Lineage: Eukaryota; Viridiplantae; Streptophyta; Magnoliopsida; Fabales; Fabaceae.